Molecule: messenger RNA, 2831 nt
Organism: Brienomyrus brachyistius
Lineage: Eukaryota; Metazoa; Chordata; Actinopteri; Osteoglossiformes; Mormyridae
Product: C1GALT1-specific chaperone 1-like
Exons: 2
Coding region: 282-1238 (318 amino acids)
Molecular function (GO): N-acetylgalactosaminide beta-1,3-galactosyltransferase activity
Source: RefSeq, a predicted model, not a curated record
AGGCGUCUCGCGCACUUAAAGGCACAGGUAGUGGUUUUGCUUGCGCGCCUGGGUGAGUAGCGAGAACUUUGUAUUACAUCUAUCCUAGAACGAGAGACUUCAGUUUUAAGUAAUCUAUUUCAUUAAGCGCAGCGGAACAACAUUUUCAGAUGUGUCUUUAACAAGGGAAAAGCUUCAAAUACCCAUUUUAGCCUUACAUAAAAUAGCUUGUAUACAACAAGCGCAGAAAUAGAGGAACUGCUGCAUGUAUCUCAUGACCGCCAGGAUAUUAGGUGUCUGAAAUGCUGUCAGAGUUAAGUUCCUUCUUUAAAGGAGUGCUGCUUGGCAGCCUCUUCUGCCUGACGUUCUCCUACUUCGCUGACCUCGGGCAGCCGCCGCCACCAUCCGCUAUAAGGGACCAUUUUCACCAUCACAUCAAGGCCUCCGGCAAAGAGGCGCUGAUCCGGAUGCCGGACUCUGUGAAGCUGGAGAUGAGCCACAGUCUGCGGGUGUUUUGCAUCAUCAUGGUGCGGCCCAAGAUCCUCACCAAGUGGGCCGCGACGAAAGACACGUGGAGCAAGCACUGCGACAGGGCGGUCUUCUACACCUCGGAGUCAUCCAAGGCCUUGGAGGCAGUAGAUCUGCAGGAACAAGACGAGUGGGUGAUGAUGCGCAAGGCCCUGACGCACGCCUACAACAAUGCCGGCGACCUGCGCUGGUUCUUCCUGGCGCAAGCCACCACUUUCGCCAUCAUUGAGAACCUGAAGUACCUCGUGCUGGACAAGGACCCCGAGCAGCCAUUCUACAUCGGCAACGUGCUGAAGUCGGGGGACCUGGAGUACGCCGAGUAUAGCAGCGGCAUCGUGCUGAGCUUCGAGGCUCUGAGACGCCUGACGCUCGCCUUCGAGGAUGAGCUCAAGUGCCCCCUGAGCAGCCACUCGCUGUGGAAGCGCGCCGAGGAGAAGGAGCUGGCCGUGUGCCUGAAGUACACGGGGGUCUUUGCCGAGAACGGGGAGGACGCAUUGGGAAAGGGGCUUUUCAACAGCAAGAGCGUGGGGGCGCUCAUCGCGGACAGCUUAUCGAACAAUCCUGCAGAUGUGGUGCAGAGCUGCUGUCCUGAUCUGGCCAUCACCUUCAAUGGCAUGACUCCUGAGCAGAUGCACGUCAUGAUGUUCGGCGUGUACAGACUGCGGCCAUAUGGGCACGUUUUCCAUGACUCUCUCAUAAUCUUGCCCGCUGAAGGGUCAGAUAAUGAUUGAUUGCGACUAACUGCAGCCUUUAGUCGCUUUAACUUGUUGGACUUUUAAUCACACAAAGGACUGGCCGUGCCUUAUGAAGGUAUUUUAGCUUGUUUUUUUAACGCUGUUUUGUUUUUGAAGGUAUGCAAAAUUUCUUGUCCAAACCGGCAUGGGGAGUCUGCUCUUUUGCAUAGCCUUUAGCUGUUUGGAGGUCAAAGUCUGCCUCGCACAGCAGUGAACAUAUGUCACUAGUUGCUUUUUAACCAGAUUUUAUAUUGACAUUACAAUAAAUUAUGUUUAGCUUUCCAGCAAAGCCCAUAUGCAAAUAUAAAGCAAGAACUUCAACAUGUCGUUCAAACAGAAGGCAUCGUUUAGUGUUUUUAACAGAACGACUCCAAGGUCAGUUUUUCAUGUAUAUCCAGCAACUUUUCUGUUGCCCAAAACAACAGAUGGUUAUCAAAGAAUGUGCAAAUGGAAACUUACUUUCAUGAACUAACCAGCUCAGGACAAUAAAACAUGAGAGGUUGUUGGGAAUGAUGGAACAAUGACCUUGGGUCUGACAUACAGAAGCGAGCAAACGGUGAUGUGUGUAAUGUCAUUUAGUCAAAAGAUCCAACUGUUGUUUCUUUUGUGAAAUAGCCAGAAAUCCAGGCUUCUUUUUCUGCUACAUACUGUGAACGUUAAACAAAAUUUAAAUUUGUGUGGGGAGAAGAGAGCAGCUCAGUAAGAAUGAAAGACACUUUCGUUCAGUUUGCCAUUCUUUGGGUCGCAUCGCACUGCCACCCAGUCGACUUUAGUUUUUUUGCCCUCUUGAAUGAACUCUAGCACUCGCUUAUGUUAAUAGUGUUUCCAGGAACACCCUCACUACUGCCCCUGUUCCCCAUCAUUUGAAUGUCAGCGUCGUCGUUUCCUGAUUUUAAAUGUUGUCACUUUUAUGGGUCCAUAGUAUAAAUAUGUUGUGUGAUUUGCCUGAAAUGUGCUUUUUUUUCUGCAUCUUCUAUCAAGGUGAUUUUAAUUGACCACUUUGUUAUUCAAGUUAUUGUGUCGUCUCUUAGCUCAAACGCAUUUCACUAUAUUUACAAUCCAGUCAUGCAUUAUUAAAUAAUGCAUAUUAUAUAUAUUUAAGUUACUUUACUAUCACCCUGCACCAGGUAAGUGAUUAUGGAGGUUGACUAAAUGAAUAAUUUUAUUUAUUUGAUACUGCAGUGAUUUGCAAUCAGAAGGGGUUUGUAGUAAUAAUAGAUUUUUUAUAUGGAUUUUUACAAUGAAGAUUUGAGCUAUGCUGGGAUCAACAAUGAUGUAUUUUGAACAAAAAUAUUUUCCAGUUUUUGUAAAUUAUAAUUGCUGUAUAUUAUAUUUGUCUGUACAAAUAUAAUUAUGUAUACAGUGUGUAAUUUAAAUUAUGAAAUUAAAUGUAUUAAAAUAUAUAGCUUUCCUUUAUUUUCUGUACUGGAGAGUGGAUGUGAUAUGAGAUUGACAGAGCGAGCUAUUUUUUCUUGAUGAUGUACUUUAUUAAGAGCAUUUUAUGUAUGUAAAAGAUUCAUAGUGGGAAAAACAUGUACAAAAAUAUGGGUUCUCAGAAUUUCUAAGCAAAUAAAUAUAAAUCCAGAAAUA